Messenger RNA from Phytophthora nicotianae INRA-310, 2205 nucleotides. RefSeq lists its product as hypothetical. The record is from RefSeq and is a predicted model, not a curated record. The coding region runs from base 601 to 2073 and encodes 490 amino acids. NCBI's taxonomy places the organism in Eukaryota, Oomycota, Peronosporomycetes, Peronosporales, Peronosporaceae. The transcript has 4 exons. Gene Ontology annotation, molecular function: ubiquitin protein ligase activity; zinc ion binding.
CCGCACUCUGGGGAAGCCAAUGAUGAGCCGACUGGUGCCGUAUCGAACAAAGGUGUCGGAGGAGGUGGCGACGCGCAUCGAGCAGACGCUAAACACCACCAUGUACCUGGUGCAGACCACGGGCCCUACGUCCUACGUGAUUCAGGAGCAGAACUGCGACAAGAAGUAUAAAGUGUUGAUCGGGCCGCUGCAGACCUGCAGUUGUGGUACGGCCGACAUUUGCAUCCACAUCCUGUUCGUGAUGCUCAAAGUUCUUCGAGUUCCGCCGACAACACCUGUCGUGUGGCAAAAGUCACUUAUCGAUUCAGAGAUAGAGACGCUGCUCCGAGGAGGAUACAGGGAGAAGUCGAGGCCGGCGCCAAAGCCGUAUAUGAAGAAACGCAAGGAAGCGGCUGCACCGAGUGAACCUGAGGAUGUAGACGUAGACAGACACGAGUUAGUAGCGGGGGAGGUGUGUGCGAUUUGUCAGGAGGACAUGGAUGAUAGCAAACCGCUCACGUUUUGCCGCAAAGGGUACGAGCAGGUUCUUUUAUGAGAGAGCUUGUUUACUAACAUUUCAUUCGUUGCUGCAGUUGUGGCAACAAUUUCCAUAUUGAGUGUAUGAAGGUGUUUGGAGAGAGUCGUCGCCAGUCCAAAGAAAACAUCAUUUGUCCGUUGUGUCGCCAGGAUUGGGGUGGUGAAGCACUGACAGCACUACGGAAGGCGAUAGACGCAGCAAACAGAGCCCCGAACGUCCAUAAGGGUGCAGUAUGCAGGAAAUGCAAGACAAAACCAAUUCGGUGCGAGCGCUAUCGCUGCGUCCGGUGCAAGAACGUGGACUUGUGCGCGCGAUGCUUCAAGUCAAAUGCUCACUUGAAUCACGCAUUUGUCAUGAAGCAGAAUGUGUCAGACCCAUGGAUACCCGCGUUACGUGAAAAUCAGCCUCGAACAGCUAUCAGUUCAGAUUUAAUUCGAGACUUGGAAUCUCGAGAGCUCUCUACGAACGAUUAUGAUGUGCUUCUGCAACUUGAUCAUGGAGAUAAACGCCCUAUACAAGACUAUCUCGUGAAAGUAAUUUCUGGGUCCAAAGUAAGUGCUGAUAGCGCUAAAACGUUUGGUGAACCUGGGGCAACGUGCUCACUCUGCGCCCAGAAUCUCCGAAUUAAAGCGGCACUCCAUUCGACAUUAUGUGGGCAUGUUUUCCACGAAAGCUGCCUCGCGAGGUCAAUGCUAUCACAAGUGUACGUAUGCCCGUUUCCUGGGUGUGAUUAUGCGCUGUUGCCCGGGUUGUUGUAUCUACAGCAAAAGCAUGAAAAGAGUAAAAGUCAACAGCUUACUGAGCCCAAGCAGGAGCCGCAAGCGCCGCCAACAUUAAAUGCCUCGUUUACCGUUCUGGGGCUUCAGAAGCAGCAGCAAUCGCAUAUUCGAUCUCCAAGAAUUACGCGUUUAAGAGCACUGCAUGCACAUAUUACAAAACGACAGCAUAGUCGUCGAGAGAGUGACGAACUCCCUUUAUUACCUGAUCUUGUCUUGGUGGGUAUCACACCGGACGAAAGAAGCAGUACAGACUUGCCUGCGCUUAGUCAGCGUGCAUCCAUGAUACCAGCACCAGUACCUAAUCAAUUGGAGCACGAGAACAUCGAAUCGCAAAGCUCGAGCAGAACCAGCACGGCAGAACGGCCAAAACUGCGAGCGAAAGGAAAGCUAGCCGAGCAAUUACGAACAAGAAACAUCCUCCCUCCUCUUCCCACAUUUCAAAGUGAUAGCAACGAGACCGAAACCCGCCUUAACCAUGCCGAACGAGUUCGUGCUGAGCUGAAGGCGGUCAAGAGAGAACGUCUUCAAACGCAACGAUUGCUGAAAGAAGAACGAAGACAGCGCCACCAGGAGCAAAAUAAUACUCCAGCCUUUACCAAUGGCUUCCUCGGUGCAAACCAGAAGGAAAACGAUCCGAUGGCAACAGUUCAUGUUACCCUAGUGCAGCGGAACGUUGAGUUGAAGCGGAAGUCAAAGGAACGACAGCAGCGUGCUCGAGAACACAAACACCUUCCGAGUACACUUCCGGAUUUAUUUGUAGGCAACAUGUCGAAGUGAUAUGAAUCUAUCUAAGCUAAAUAACGGAGUUGCGCCGAACAUACAGUGAUGGAUGAGGCGGCUGUAGGUCUCUUGAGCUGUGUGGGAAACCCGAGAUAUUGUUCUUCUUUCUGCGGUUGGACGGAGAGGAUA